Molecule: messenger RNA, 1156 nt
Organism: Marmota monax (woodchuck)
Lineage: Eukaryota; Metazoa; Chordata; Mammalia; Rodentia; Sciuridae
Gene: Boll
Product: boule homolog, RNA binding protein
Molecular function (GO): RNA binding; protein binding
Source: RefSeq, a predicted model, not a curated record
AUGGAGUGGUCUAGUUUUUAUCUUGAUACAUCAGAUAGAGUGAUCUAUGAUCAAACAUCAAAUCAGACGCAAACAGAUUCAUUAUCUCCAUCCCCUAAUCCUGUGUCACCUGUGCCUCUGAAUAACCCAACAAGUGCCCCAAGAUAUGGAACUGUGAUCCCUAAUCGCAUCUUUGUAGGAGGAAUUGACUUUAAGACAAAUGAAAAUGAUUUAAGAAAAUUUUUUUCCCAGUAUGGAUCUGUAAAAGAAGUAAAGAUUGUAAAUGACAGAGCUGGAGUGUCCAAAGGGUAUGGUUUUGUCACUUUUGAAACACAAGAAGAUGCACAAAAAAUUUUACAAGAGGCUGAAAAACUUAAUUAUAAAGAUAAGAAACUGAAUAUUGGACCAGCAAUAAGAAAACAACAAGUAGGGAUCCCUCGUUCUAGUGUAAUGCCAGCUGCUGGAACAAUGUAUCUGACAACUUCAACUGGAUAUCCUUACACUUACCAUAAUGGUGUUGCAUAUUUUCAUACUCCAGAGGUAACUUCUGUCCCACCACCUUGGCCUUCACGUUCUAUAUCUAGUUCUCCUGUGAUGGUAGCUCAGCCAGUUUAUCAUCAACCUGCAUAUCACUACCAGGCCCCAGCACAGUGUCUACCAGGACAGUGGCAGUGGGGUGUUCCUCAGUCUCCUGCCUCUUCUACUCCAUUCUUAUACCUCCAACCUUCUGAAGUUAUUUAUCAACCAGUGGAAAUUGCACAAGAUGGUGGAUGUGUUCCUCCUCCACUGUCUCUCAUGGAAGCUUCAGUUCCAGAGCCUUAUUCUGAUCAUGGAGUUCAAGCAACAUAUCACCAGGUUUAUGCUCCAAGUGCCAUUGCUAUGCCUGUGCCUGUGAUGCAGCCUGAACCAAUUAAAGAACCAAGGUUACAUUCUGUGAGAAGAAGCUUUUCUCAACCUUCAUCUGUAGGUUUGAAACCUCGAUAUUCUCGAAGCCCACACUUUCAUCCUAGAAAAGAUUUCAGAGCGGAUUCAAUUAUUACUCCACCUCCCUCUACUGAUUCUGUUAAGUAGAAUCUUGAAUAACUAUUUUGUCCAACAGUAGUAAAUAACUAGCCCCAUAUGUGGUCUACUAACAAAUGAGGAUUUGAGAUGUGCUAAAGUUAAAUGUUUUUGCUUU